CCAUCACCAUCUCCCCCUCUCCCUCUCUCUCUCUCGAUCGACGCUUUAAAUUGCACAUAAAUAAAGCUUCAAAAUUAAAACAAGAAGAAGAUCAGAAUCCAAAGUUGCCAUCCCAAUUUUCCCGAGAAACAAACAGAAAAUCCUCUCUCCAGAAGCAGAAAGAGCCAAAAAAAAUGCUAGAUCCGAGAAAUGACUUGCUGCCGCCGCCCUCCUCCCCCACCAACUCCUCCGUCUCCUCCUCCGAUCUCGACACCGAGUCUACAGGCUCGUUCUUUCACGAUCGGAGCACGACGUUGGGAACCCUUAUGGGAGUGAGUUUCCCCUCCAUCACCUUCAGAGCUCCGAGCCAGAACAGCCGCGACCCCCAAGCCGGAAACAUCAACAACAAUGGAAGUGCCAGCGGAAGCAGCUCCAGGAAGACGAAGAAGCCGAAAAAGAAGAGUGUCGCCGCUUCGUCGGCGGUGGGUGUGGUGGCGGAGCGGCGGAGGAGGUGGUGGCGGCUUUGCCGUGACGACUGCACCAAGCCGGCUUCGCUUGGGGAGUUUCUUGAGGUGGAGAGGAGGUUCGGAGACGCUGCGUUUUAUAAUACGGCUGCGGAGCUUGAAGGCGUCAUGGUGGACCAGCCAAGAAAUGGACGGCUGUUGUUCGCCGACGGGAGGGUUCUUCCGCCGCCGAAUGUGGAUGAUGGGAUUGCGAAUGCAUCGACGGCUGGAGUUCUCUCUAGAUUGCCGGUUUCACUCACUGCCAUCUGUAGUGGCGGUGUAGCAUAAUUCUGCUCCCGCUUUUUUCUUUUUCUUUUUUUUCUCCUCCGUCUUUUGGUAUUUUUAUCGCUGUUUAAUGACAUCGGCAUUUUAGUUUAUUUAUUUUUAAUGUGGAAACUAAUGGAAAACAAAAACAAAAAUAAUAAUGUUUAUGC
Messenger RNA from Malus domestica (apple), 916 nucleotides. RefSeq lists its product as uncharacterized. Lineage: Eukaryota; Viridiplantae; Streptophyta; Magnoliopsida; Rosales; Rosaceae. The record is from RefSeq and is a predicted model, not a curated record.